Zerene cesonia (dogface butterfly) is the source of this 4170-nucleotide messenger RNA. RefSeq names its product ras GTPase-activating protein 1 (gene vap). Bases 326 to 2776 code for a protein of 816 amino acids. Lineage: Eukaryota; Metazoa; Arthropoda; Insecta; Lepidoptera; Pieridae. The transcript is spliced from 18 exons. The record is from RefSeq and is a predicted model, not a curated record. Gene Ontology annotation, biological process: regulation of GTPase activity. Gene Ontology annotation, molecular function: protein binding.
GCCUGUUUUGUGAUUUUUGUGAAUAAUAAUCGGGCGUAUUGAUGCUCAUCUAAAAAGAGAUUUUGCGUUAUUGAAUAGUUUCGGUAGUACAAUUAAAUUGACAAAAAAAUAAAGUGAUCGUUUUAGGUAUUCCCUGCAGCUAAGAGAAUAGUAGCAGUGAUAUAUCUAUAAAAUUGUAUAGUUGAAUACAUACUGAUUUGGUAUUUUAUUUUCUUCUACAUGUAAAAGUAUAAUUUAUAAUUUAUAUAUGAAUCUUGUGAAUAAUGUAUGAUUCAUAUUUGCAUUUUGUGUUGUAACUUACCAUUGAAGCAUUGUUAGUAUAAUAAUGGCUGAUUUAAUUCGAGCUAUGGGGGCGCCGAUCGGACCCCCUAUAAAGGACAAGUUAGGAUCGCCUUCAACAGAAUCUGAGGAUGGUGGUGGAGAUAUAGCGGAAUUAACAGCAGACUUAGAGCUUGAUGAAGCUGACGGACCGAGUACUAACGGUGAGCGACAGGCUGUUCUUGCUCCUCCAGAAAGUGAGUGGUACCAUGGAAGGCUUGAUAGAUAUACUUCUGAGGAAAGACUGUGGGCUACUGGAAAGCAUGGAAGUUAUUUAGUCCGAGAAAGCGACCGAAAGCCGGGCUCGUACGUAUUGAGUUAUUUAGGACGUACUGGCAUUAACCACUUUCGAAUAACAGCAGUAUGCGGCGAUUACUACAUAGGAGGCCGUCAAUUUGAUUCCCUCGCAGAGCUAGUGGGUUUCUACAGCCAUUGUUCGGACCUUUUGAAACGCGAGCGUCUCGUCGAGCCGGUUCCUCCGCCUGAACCUGUCAACGAUAAAAAGCGCGUGGUGGCUAUUUUACCCUACACGAAGAUGCCAGACACGGACGAGCUCACAUUUCAGAAGGGCGACAUUUUCUUCGUUCACAACGACAUGGGCGACGGGUGGCUCUGGGUCACUGCACAUAGGACGGGAGAGCAAGGAAUGAUCUUCAGGGAGUUAGUGGAGGACUUAGAUCCAUCAAUCGAUCCCAAUACUGUUUUCUCUUGGUUCCACCCAAAUUGUACUAAGAGUGAGGCAGUUGAUAUGCUGGUCAAAGCAGGACCAGGAAGCUUCUUGGUCAGGCCUUCGGAUAACUCUCCCGGGGAUUACUCCUUGUUCUUCCACAUAAACAACCAAAUCCAAAGGUUCAGGAUCGAGAAGAAGGGCGUGCGGUACUUAAUGGGCGGCAGGACGUUCGAGUGUUUGGACGCCGUCAUCAAUAGAUAUAGGAAGGAGCAGAUUGUGGAAGGACACACAUUGGGACAACCUCUCAUUGCUGAGGGCCAUCAAAUUGAACCACAACAAAGCACAACAGGCGCUGCGGCUGAAAAGAUAUACGCAACUCUACGGGAGUGUCGAGAUCAAAUCGGUCUGAAAAAGAUGAAGGGUAUCAAGCACCAGGGCUAUUUACAUAAGAAGUCGGACAAGGGGGCCAAGAAGUGGAAGGCGUUAUACUUCGUGUUGCUGCAGGAGGGAACGGACACGCAUCUGUAUUUCUACGACUCGCCAAAGAGGACGAAGCCGAAAGGAUUGAUUGACUUAUCCUGCGCUUAUUUGUACCAGGUACACGAGUCGCUGUGGGAGCGCGAGUUCUGCUUCCAGCUGGUGGAGCGCGCUCUGCCGUGCCUCUCCACGCACACGUUCCUCGCCGCGGCGUCCGCCACCGAGCUGCGCGGCUGGCUCGACGCGCUGCGCCCGCUGUGCGUGCCGCAACAGGCGAGGCAUCAGUCUAAAGUGUCGCGCGUGGUGUGGCUGCGCGCGCUGCGCGUGCGCUGCGUGACGGCGCACCGGCUGCCCGCGCGCCUGGCGCCGCGCCCGCACCUGCGGCUGGCGCUGGGCGCCGCGCCCGUCGCGCGCACGCGCCCGCGCCCCUCGCCCGACCCCCACUGGGACGACGAGUUUGUGUUCGAUGAUGUGCCACCAGAUGUCACCUCAUUCACUAUUACGGUACACAAUACUGGGAAAAGAGGCAAAGAAUCUGAGGUUGCAGAAUUGACCAUCGAGUUAGCAAAUCUGGCGAACGGUGAAGAAGUAGAAGAGUGGUAUCCCCUUGCUGGUAUGACUCCUAUUGGAGAAUGGGGAUCGCUAAGACUACGUAUUAGAUAUAUGCAAGAACUAGUCAUGCCUCGGGAAGAAUACAACCCCCUUCGACAACUGCUGUUGGAGCCCGGCUUGCCCGCUGUCAAGGCGCUCGCGGACCUGUGUAGGACGGAUAGACAACCUCUUGCUACGUCGGUGUUGCACGCGUUCUCGGAGUGCGGGCGCGGCGCGGAGCUGGCGCACGAGCUGGCGGCGGCGGAGGUGGCGCGCGAGCCGGACCACCGCGCGCUCUUCCGCGGCGCCUCGCUCGCCACCGCCGUGCUGGACGAGUUCAUGCACGCGCUCUGCAAGCCCUUCCUGCAGGCGGCAAUUUCUGAAACAGUACAGAAGUUGAUCGAUGCGAAGCAGUCUGCUGAACUCAAUCCUACCAAAAUGGAUUCACCCGAAGAUGCUUGUAAUAAUGCUGAGUUUUUGCUUAUGAUUCUAGAUCAGGUAAAUCAACUGAGUUCAGUGCAAGACCCUGGGAAUGCACAAACUAAUUCAAACAAUAACUUUGAUAUCGCAAAAGAACUGGCCACCAUCCAUCACAUCUGCGUAUCCCACCUCAGCGAGCUACAGAACCUGGCCAAGAGCCAGCCGGCGAUACGCAAGCUGGUGACCGUCACCGAGAUGCUGACUAAGCACAAGCACAAGUACCUCGAGAUGAUCAGAUAGGAUACGCCUUUAUGUAACACAGGGUAAAAAGCAUUAAUGAAAGCAGUAGAGGUAGUGUCUAGAAGAGUUCCUCGGGACUUAGUCGUACUCGUGUAGUCAUUGUUAGCUUUAGCAUUGAUUUUACUUCCUACGAAUACAAACCUAUUUGGGCCUGCAUUUAUACUGUCACUCGGUUUGAAAUUUAGUACAUUACUCGAUAUGUUAAUACGUACUGUGGUAUGGUUUUGACUUAUAGAGAAAUGUAUGAUAUCUUAUGUCUUCGAAACGGCAUCGGUCCGUGCGCUAACGUGCCAAAUGUAUUCGUUAAUAUUUAUUGUAUUGCAAUAUCACAAAGACGAGUGAUACGAUUCCUUUUAUAAAUUAUCUCUAUUCUAUCUGUUUCUUUUUUAUUGUCUAUAUAUUAUCAUAUGACCUAACAUUGAAUGAUAAUUAUGUGAAGGAAGUAUAACAAUUAUUUUACUCCGCUGUGUUGGUUCAUUAUUUGAAUUCGAACUAUAUAUUUUAAAUAGACUUUAAAUAUCUUUCCAUUUAAAAAAGUCAUGAUUUUGUAUCGUACUUUAUCGUCUUUAUGAUAUUGCCGUACUGCACACUUGUAAUUCCUUUAUAAGUAUUUAACGUUUUUUUCACUGCCUAUUACAUUUACGUAAAAUAGCUCUCUAGUGUCUAAGUCGUAUUUAUUGCUAGCCGUUUGUUUAGUAUACGGAAUUCUUGCUUACAGUUGUUUCCGUGGCGUUGUUAAACUGGUGUUGAGUUUUUGUAACAAUAUAGAAUUUCAAAACUUAUGGGGUAUCGGUAAGAUUUUAUACAACCAUUUUACACCACAUACCUCGCUAGAUCGUAUUGAUAUACAUAGUUAUUGUAUUUCAUGAACACUUGACAACAUGGGCCUACCAUCAUUACAUUGUAAAACGACAGAAAAAAACAAUUUUUAUUCAUUUAAUACUAGAAUUUUUAAAAUUGACAUAAACAUUGAAAAUACUUCUUUUGUACGACUUCGAACUUAUUCUAAGAAUAAAUUUAAUUACACACAUUCAUUAAGUCUUCAUCAAAUACAUUGUCCUAUGAUGUAACAAUUAAUGGGUCUGAUUUUUAAAUAUCCAAAAUUUAUAUGACUUGUAUUUAUAAAACACCUAAUGGGGAUUUUGUUAAGAUGUAUCGUUUAGAUUUAGGCUAUUAGAAGUAAGAUGGUAUUCGGUCGUCAAUCGUGAAACACCAAAAAGUGUAAGUGAUUAAAUGUUUGGGAUGUGGCAGUUGGUGUAGGUUCGUUCUCUGAACAUUUCACGUUUUCUACGCUCCGCACCCUCCUUUAAUUAUUGUUCUCUCUGUGAUAAUCGAAAAAAAAAAACAAAUGUUUUUAUUUUAAAAUUGCGUCACAUAAUACUACAUUUCAUUGU